GCGGUAUAUUUGAAGCACUCGUUACGCAGUUUUGAGAAAUACGGCGUGCUUUAUUGACAAGACUUAAACUUUACAAUUUGGUCUAGUUAAUCCUAAUUUCGUGUACAGCCUCUAUGUAUCUGGUCUACUGACUUUACAAUCUAAAUAGAUUAUAAAAAUGACUACUCGCAACCAACUGGAUCUUAAAAUUGGUGUGGAUGGUAUAAGUUGUACAGAUUUCUCAGUUGUCGAUGAUAAGAUUGUGCUUGCAGUUGGUACAUGCGAUGGGAGAGUUCGUUUUUUAGAUAUGAUUAUAUGGAUCAGUCAAAGUCGCUGUAUCAACGUCGUUGGCAUAAAACUAUUCGAUGCUUGUCGUUUUUUCCUUCAUCUCCAAAUUUAUUAGUCUCAGCUUCUAGUCAAAGUGGAAUAAAGAUACAUGACAUGACAACUGAACAACUGACAUGGAAGUGUCUUCAAGCUCAUGGAAAAUCGCCUAUAUCUAGCCUUUUAGUUCUGGAGCAUGGCCAGUGGCUUACUGGGGAUGAAGAUGGAGUAAUCAAGAUGUGGGAUUCCAGACAGUCUGAUUGUGUUUCAAGCAUGAUACCAAGUGAAGAGUAUAAAUUCGAUGAUCAGUUUAAUUCAAUCAAUGAAAUGGCUGUAUCGAAUGAUUCUCAUGGGACUCUGUUAGCUGCUAUUGAUGAUGGUACAUUAGCAGUCUAUAAUAUACGACGGAGACGUUUUGAAAUGGCUUCAGAAACACUUGGAUUUAGUGCUCGGAGUAUUUGUAUUGUUAAAAAUGAUCAAAAAGUGCUUGUCGGUACUGAUGAAGGUGUGAUUUGUGUUUUUAAUUGGAAUGAAUUCGGUAAUAUCUGUGAUCGUUUCCCUGUACAUCCAUUACGACCUUCAAAACAUGGACAGGCUAGAACUGCUACUGUUGGUGUGCAUUCUGUGGAGAAAAUUGUUAAGAUAUCAGAGGAUGUUAUCGCUGUAGCUACGGAUGAUUGUGUGAUAAGUGCUGUCAACAUCCUGCCAAAUCGUCUGUUAGGCUGUGUUGGCUGUCAUACAGAUACAUCGGAGAGUUGUUCCACUGGAGCAGAUUGUAUCACUCUGUCAAUUUGUCCACCUAUAAAUACACUUGCAUCAGCUUGUCCAGCCAAUUCAUCAGUGAAAUUUUGGAAUACCACGAAGUGGAUUGAACGCGGGGAAUGUGAGACAGCUGAUCUUAAACUACCUAAGCAUAAAAGGCAACUACAAAGUUCUAAACUUAAAGGAGUGAAAUCACGUCGUCUGUGUUUGACCGAUACACAAGAACGUAUGGAAUAUUUGGAGGGUUUAUUACCGCCAAAAACAGAAUGGAAUGCAUCAUCAGCUAAUGGUGGUGAUUCUGAUUCUUCUUCUUCUUCUGAAGUCGAUGACUCCUCUGACUCUUCCUCCUCCACCUCCUCCUGAGAUUGUAUAACUAACACCUAGUCAGUCAUUCAUUGACAAGGAACUUGACAACUUUUCUACUCAAUUUGUGUCUAAUUUUAAUUAUUUUCUAUUAUUUUCUGUAUAAAGUGAGCAAUUUUGUCAACUAGUG
Messenger RNA from Trichobilharzia szidati, 1558 nucleotides. The record is from the annotation of a GenBank genome assembly. NCBI's taxonomy places the organism in Eukaryota, Metazoa, Platyhelminthes, Trematoda, Strigeidida, Schistosomatidae.